UGGGCGCAUCGAAGUUCGGACACAGUUCCUUUCCUUGAGAACAUUCUCCACCCGGUGCUGCCGUUCUCUGCGUCGGUCAUACAUAGUAAACGUCUACGCCAGCGGCGACAUUGACUGAACGAAAAGUGGACGAGUUUCAUUUGGUUUGCAAGUCGUGUGAUUUCGGAUAUGUCAUCAUCAAGCAUUUUCUUCCAAGCUCACACCCAAUCCUCAUUGCAUGACAAGUAGCCAGCCGUCUUUCUUUCCAACUUCUGCUUUGGACCAUGCAGCAGCAGGACUGGGUGCUGGCAUUGUCGCAGUGCUUUGCAUGCAGCCCCUGGACUUGCUCAAGGUGAAGUUUCAAGUCUCAACUGAGAACCCUCGAGGUGGUGCCGGGAGGCAAAUAUGGAAUUCUUUGAAAGAAAUUAAAGUACAGCAAGGAUGGAGAGGUCUAUAUCGUGGUCUGGGGCCGAACGUUGCGGGUAAUGCCUCCAGCUGGGGUCUCUACUUCCUCUUCUAUGACAUGCUGAAAAAACGCGCCGCCGGGGAUGACCCCAACUUUCGCAUGUCUGCUGGAUCGUACCUGCUCUGUUCGGCACAAGCAAGCGCCGUAACUGCUAUAUUGACCAAUCCAAUAUGGGUCGUCAAAGUUCGCAUGUUUACCUCUCGUCCCGAUUCUCCGAAUUCCUACAGGGGUCUAUGGCACGGCUUGUCGAGUGUAUGGCGCACAGAGGGCAUGACUGGUCUUUGGAAGGGCACCUCGCUUGCCCUUGUCGGGGUCAGCAAUGGGGCCGUCCAGUUUAUGGCAUAUGAAGAGAUGAAACGGUGGGGUUUCGAACGAAAACGAAGGCAAUUCAUGAAAGCCGGAAGGACUAUGACUCCGGAGGACGACAAGCUCUCCAACACCGCCUAUACCGUCAUGUCAGGUGCAAGCAAGCUUUUUGCUCUUGGGAUAACAUAUCCGUACCAAGUUAUCCGGUCGCGAAUACAAAACAACGCUACGCAGCACUUAUACCCAGAUAUCCUUACUACCGUCAAGCGGACCUGGAAAGGGGAAAGUGUCAGGGGCUUUUACAGGGGCUUGGGCACUAACCUUGUUCGCGUCCUUCCUGGAACGUGUGUUACGUUCGUUAUCUACGAGAACUUGGCUUGGCUGCUCCGCACAACUGCUGCGCGACGGCAAGCCCUUGCCGGUACUCCAGGUUUUACAUCAUAGUUUCAAUUUAUUGGUCUGUUGACGGUAGCAUACCCCC
Pisolithus orientalis is the source of this 1232-nucleotide messenger RNA. Its product is annotated as mitochondrial carrier domain-containing protein. Gene Ontology annotation, cellular component: mitochondrion. The coding region runs from base 218 to 1195 and encodes 325 amino acids. Gene Ontology annotation, molecular function: folic acid transmembrane transporter activity; FAD transmembrane transporter activity. NCBI's taxonomy places the organism in Eukaryota, Fungi, Basidiomycota, Agaricomycetes, Boletales, Pisolithaceae. The record is from RefSeq and is a predicted model, not a curated record. The transcript has 7 exons. Gene Ontology annotation, biological process: nucleotide transport; folate import into mitochondrion.